AUUUGUAAUAUAAUGUUUAGCAAAAUUUGUCAAUCUUAAUUGAAAUUAAGAAUAAAGGGAAUUCCCUUACAUUGUUUUUUUCCAUAGCAAACACAUGGACACUAAUUAAGAAUCAUCUGUUUCCGAUUGAUUUUAGUAUAAAAGAAUCAGCUACUACCGAAUUUUAAUCACUCUAACAAAAGCUAAAGAAUCAUCAACAGUUCAAUUUAAAGUAUCAAUAAAAAUCCUGUUAAUAUUAACUCAACUGUUACAAUGAGUUUAACUUUGUUUGCUUCCAUCUUCGUCCUUUUGAUCAAUCAGUCCUUCGCUUGUGACUGUGGUAAGGCAAUUGAUUACACUGUGCUGGAAAAAUCAACGGGCUUGUUGAGUCGAUUCCCUUGGUAUGUGGUUAUUGAAAAUGAAAAUUUGAAAUCUUGCGGUGCUGCAUUGAUUGAUGAUCAACAUGUCGCUAUUGCUGCUCAUUGCGUUUAUGGUUCAAAGGCAGCAACCCUCAAAGCUCGGCUAAACGAUAACUCAACAAAAUCAGUCUCAUCCAUUUGGAUUGAUAAUCUAUAUAACAAAAACACUGGUGCUUUUGAUUUUGCUGUAUUGACUUUGGCUUCUCCAGUUGGCUCUCAAUUCACACCCAUUUGUUUACGAGAUUCACCUUACAUGCCAAUGCCUGCAACUCACCUUAUAAGUCCUAAAGCUGGUAAAAAUGUUGAAGAUUACCCUUAUAACUAUCCUGAUAACAUUCCAGGUUACAGGUGUCCUUCUCCUGCUACCCGAACUCAUUUAUGUAUUGUGAAUCCUGGCAAAGUAGAUAAUACAUGUGCUGAAGGACCAUACAUGCGAGGUGAAGUAAAUACAAGAUUUUACCUUGCUGGAGUUACUUCUCGUUGUUUCUCUUCUGGAAAGCCAGAUCUAUUCACUGAUGCUAAGCAUUACAUUAAAAAGAUGCGAGAAUUGGCUCCAAAAGGUUGCUGGAAAGACACAUAUGACUACAGCCGAUAAUAUGUUUAAUCGAAAUCGAAAUUAUGAGUAACAUAAGUUACUAAAUCUGAUAAAAAAUUGUUUCUCUUUGAAUAAAUAAUUACAUAUCUCUAA
This is a messenger RNA of Tetranychus urticae (two-spotted spider mite), 1086 nucleotides long. Its product is annotated as serine protease 53-like. Gene Ontology annotation, molecular function: serine-type endopeptidase activity. Gene Ontology annotation, biological process: proteolysis. NCBI's taxonomy places the organism in Eukaryota, Metazoa, Arthropoda, Arachnida, Trombidiformes, Tetranychidae. The record is from RefSeq and is a predicted model, not a curated record.